AUGGGUUUUCUCCUGCUAGCCGUUUCUCGUCUCUGAACAACACAUUUCCUCAAAGCUGGACACCCCUGAGGCAGUUUAUGACGUGUGUCUUCAUGAAGUGGCCUCAUCCUUGUGCUACAGACUCCGGCUGGACCGUAAUGAGCGCCCGCUUCCGGUUGCCUGCUAGCAGAUCCUACAAUGUCCGGGCAUCGGAGCUGGCGCGCGACAGGCAGCACACGGAGGUGGUCUGCAACAUCGUUCUCUUGGACAACACCAUCCAGCCCUUCAACGUUAACAAACACGAUCAUGGACAGGUGCUUCUGGACACAGUCUUCAAGCACCUGGAGCUGACUGAGAGAGACUAUUUUGGGCUGCACCUGGCUGACGAGUCCUCUGACAGUCCGAGGUGGCUGGAUCCCAACAAACCCAUCAGGAAGCAGUUAAAAAGGGGCUCUCCUCAUCAUUUGAACUUCCGGGUGAAGUUCUUCGUGAGCGACCCUAGCAAACUUCAGGAAGAGUACACACGGUACCAGUAUUUUUUGCAGAUCAAGCAGGACAUUCUCAGUGGGAGGCUGCCCUGCCCGCACAAUACUGCCGCCCUGUUGGCCUCCUAUGCUGUCCAAUCCGAGCUGGGGGACUACAGGGAGGCGGAGAACGCGCCCGGCUACCUGUCGGAAUACCAGUUCAUCCCCAACCAACCGCAGGGCUUUGAGAAGGAAGUAGCCAAAUAUCACCAGCAACACAGCGGCCUGAGUCCGGCCGAGUCCGAGUUUAACUACCUGAACAGAGCGCGCGCCCUGGACCUCUACGGAGUCGAGCUGCACUAUGCAAGGGAUCAAAGCAACACUGAAAUUUUAAUCGGGGUAAUGUCCGCUGGGAUAGGAAUUUACAAGAACAGGGUACGAAUUAACUACUUUCCGUGGCUGAAGAUUGUGAAAAUCUCAUUUAAAUGCAAACAGUUUUUCAUCCAGCUGAGAAGAGAAGUGAAUGAGACGCGUGAGACAUUACUGGGCUUCAACAUGGUCAACUACAGAGCCUGUAAGAACCUCUGGAAGACGUGCGUGGAGCACCACACCUUCUUCCGGCUGGACCGGCCUGUGCCGCCCGAAAAGAACUUCUUUGCGCACUACUUCCGUCUAGGGUCCAAGUUCCGCUACCGUGGCAGGACAGAAGCCCAGUCUGUGCAGUAUGGCAAGGAGAAGGGAAUCAAAGACAGGGUGUUUGCGAGAUCUCCCAGUAAACCACUGGAGAGGAAGAUGAUGGCCGUGACAGACUGGGAGGUGGUGAGCAGGAACUCCGUGUCCGAAGAAAGGCUGGAGACGCAGAGCCUUCCCACGCGUUCACCUCCCGGAACCCCCAACCACAGGAAUUCAAGGUUCGUGCAAGAGGGGCCCAGGACGCGGCCGUCUUCCGUGGGCCACCUUGUGGAGCACAUCAUCCACGCCUCUCCCAGCCUUCCUGCAUUCACCAACCACCGAGUCUCCAAGUCGGCCUCGUCGACGCAGGCCAACAGCAUCAGCCUGGAUUCCACGCCGUCUCCGGAGGGUGUAGAUGGACUGCCCCCUGCCCUGCCACCUAAACAAUCCAGGAAAAACUUGAGCCAGCUCAUUCUCUCCCACUCCCAACAGGAUCUGGACAACCACGUCAACGAGCUAUACGAUAUUCCUGGGAAGGCGACGCUUAAUGGGGUUGUUCCUCAUGACAAUCUUGUGCUGAUCAAGAUGACGCCUGAUGAAAAUGGGAGAUUUGGAUUCAACGUUACAGGUGGUUGUGAUCAGAAGAUGCCUGUUAUUGUGUCUCGGGUGGCCCCGGGAACAUCGGCCGACAUGUGCGUGCCCCGCCUGAACGAGGGCGACCAGGUCGUGCUCAUAAACGGCCGGGACAUUUCCGAGCACACCCAUGACCAGGUGGUCAUGUUCAUCAGGGCCAGCUGCGAAAGCCACUCAGGGGAGCUCGUCCUGCUGGUCAGGCCCAAUGCUAUCUAUGAUGUGGUGGAGGAAAAGCUGGAGAUGGAGCCGGACUUCCAGUACAUCCCAGCGAAAUCCCCGACAGACCCUUCCCAGCUGGACCAGAACGCCUGGACGGAGUCCAUGCAGCAGCUCCGAGAGGGCCUGAGCGGUGGAGCUCUGCUGGCCCAGUUCGACCAACUUUACCGUAAAAGGCCUGGAAUGACAAUGUCAUGUGCCAAAUUACCUCAAAACAUUUCCAAAAAUCGCUACAGAGACAUCUCACCUUACGAUGCCACACGGGUCAUCUUGAAAGGCACAGAUGACUACAUCAAUGCAAAUUACAUAAAUAUGGAAAUUCCCGCUUCUAGUAUCAUCAAUCGCUACAUCGCCUGCCAAGGGCCCCUACCCAACACAUGCACUGACUUCUGGCAGAUGACCUGGGAGCAGGGCUCCUCCAUGGUGGUAAUGCUCACCACUCAGGUGGAAAGAGGCAGAGUGAAAUGUCAUCAGUACUGGCCCAAUUCCUCAGGGACUGACACCUAUGGUGGAUUCCAGGUUUCCUGCCAAACUGAGGAAGGAACCUCUGCUUUCUUGGUUCGAGACAUGACUCUCACUCACACUGAGACUGAAGAGAGCAGGGGGCUGACCCAAAUUCAGUAUCUGGCCUGGCCCGACCACGGAGUGCCUGAUGACUCCACCGAUUUCUUGGAUUUUGUGGCUCUGGUCCGGAGUAAAAGAGCAGGAAAAGAUGAGCCGGUUGUGGUGCAUUGCAGCGCUGGGAUUGGCCGAACAGGAGUUCUCAUCACCAUGGAGACAGCAAUGUGUUUAAUGGAGUGCAGUCAGCCAGUGUAUCCGCUGGACGUUGUGAGAACCAUGAGGGACCAACGAGCCAUGAUGAUCCAGACCCCUAGCCAGUUCAAGUUUGUGUGCGAGGCCAUUCUCAAGGUCUAUGAGCAAGGGCUACUGAGAGCAGUGAAGCCCACAGCGCCCAAGGCCGACCUUUCCAGACAGAGCCCUGGAUCCUGCUCUACUUGAGGAUAUUCAGGGCCUUGAAAAAGUGUUGCACCGCAGAUGCCCCCACAUACAAGGAAAGAUCUUAGAUUUGAAUGUUUUCCGGUGGUUCCAAUGGCAAAGCUUUGCACAUUUGUCAUAACAAAAGAAGAGAAAUUUGGAAUUUCCAACAGUAAUACAAAUACCAAGCUGAAGUUGUAUCACUAUUAUUAUUUUUAUUUAUUUUUAUUUUUUUUAGAUGGUGUGCAAUGCCUUUUAGAUCUUUGAAGAAAAAAAAAAAAACACCAUUUAGGGCAGAUUCGGACCGUUAGGCAACGUAAUAAGGGUGUUCGGUACUGCAUAGUUUUUCAAGGCACCGCGCAAAACCCCAGGAAACACACCAAAAGCAAUGGAGAAGAAAAAAAAAACAAAAACUGUUGAGCCAGAAACAUAACCUACAUAGGACAUAAGCACUGUUGCACUUUAUGCUGGCAAAUGGACUAUUUGCCAAGCUUCAAGGAGA
Messenger RNA from Electrophorus electricus (electric eel), 3441 nucleotides. RefSeq names its product protein tyrosine phosphatase non-receptor type 4a (gene ptpn4a). Gene Ontology annotation, biological process: protein dephosphorylation. The record is from RefSeq and is a predicted model, not a curated record. Gene Ontology annotation, cellular component: cytoskeleton; cytoplasmic side of plasma membrane; cytoplasm. Gene Ontology annotation, molecular function: cytoskeletal protein binding; protein tyrosine phosphatase activity. NCBI's taxonomy places the organism in Eukaryota, Metazoa, Chordata, Actinopteri, Gymnotiformes, Gymnotidae.